Lampris incognitus (smalleye Pacific opah) is the source of this 1935-nucleotide messenger RNA. RefSeq names its product inositol-trisphosphate 3-kinase Ca (gene itpkca). The record is from RefSeq and is a predicted model, not a curated record. The coding region runs from base 122 to 1033 and encodes 303 amino acids. Gene Ontology annotation, molecular function: inositol tetrakisphosphate kinase activity; inositol-1,4,5-trisphosphate 3-kinase activity. Lineage: Eukaryota; Metazoa; Chordata; Actinopteri; Lampriformes; Lampridae. The transcript has 7 exons. Gene Ontology annotation, cellular component: nucleus; cytoplasm. Gene Ontology annotation, biological process: inositol phosphate biosynthetic process.
CGGCGCUAAUCGAUUUCAAAAGUUGAGUUUUCUUAAAGUCAAUACUGUGCGGCGGGCUUGCGUAGCAUUUUAUGGCCCAUUUUCCUGGAGGACAAGAACAACUUGGAAAAGGCGUAGAGUCAUGUUUUACGAGAACGCCACAUGGAAGAAACAGACAAGACAGGGGACCUCAUCUCCCAUCUCUAUGUCCCCAAAGAAACCACAGGAGUGGCUACAAGUGGUAGGACAUGCAGGUUGUUUCCAAGUUGGGGAAUAUGGAAAGCUACUGAAGAGAUUUUGUGAGGGGGAGCGACAAUGCUUCCAGAAGCUGAUGGAGGACACAUUGAAGCCUUUUGUGCCAGCCUACCAUGGUGUGGUGCAGCAAGAAGAGCAUGAUUACAACAUGAUGGACAACCUGCUGACUCAUUUCACCAAUCCUGCCAUCAUGGACUGUAAGAUGGGCAGUCGUACAUAUCUAGAAGAAGAGCUAGUGGUGGCACGGGAGCGGCCGAACCCUCGUAAGGAUAUGUAUGACAAGAUGGUGGCUGUGGACCCAGAGGCCCCCACAGCCCAGGAACAAGCACAGCAGGCAGUACUCAAAAGCAGAUACAUGCAAUGGAGGGAGACCCUAAGCUCCACAGCAACACUGGGCUUCCGCAUUGAGGGAGUCAGAAAGGCAAAUGGGGAGUGUCACACAAACUUCAAAAGGACAAGAAGCAGAGAGCAAGUGAUGGAAGCACUUAAAGACUUUGCAGAUUCCAACCCCCAAAUCAUGAGGGGCUACCUGUGGCGGCUAAAACAGUUGCGCUGGGUGUUGGAAACUUCAGACUUCUUCAGAACACAUGAGGUUGUUGGGAGUUCCUUGUUGUUUGUGCAUGAUGGAACAGGGAAAACAGGAGUGUGGAUGAUUGAUUUUGGAAAGACAGUGGCUUUACCCCCCUCAAUCACCUUGGACCACCGCACACCCUGGGUGGAGGGGAACCGAGAAGAUGGCUACCUAUGGGGUUUGGACAACCUUGUUGACAUAAUGUCUGACAUUCUGACCUUUAUCUGAACUUCACUCCAAAAAUGCCUUGGAAUUUUUGUAUACUUUAAACCCUCAAUCCUUUUAGCACUGUACAUUAUGCAGUUGGUUAUGGUUCCAGCUGGAUUGGCUCCUGAAUUUUAUGUUGCUGAAAUUUUGGACUUGAAUGUUUGAAGAUAAUGAAUCAGGCUGUUGUGAAAAAUAAAAGGGCUGUUUUAUUAACGAAGAAAAAGAAGAAUGCUUUCACUGAUAGUCAUUUUCUCUAAUGCUGUGACGUUGCCCUGCCCCAUUUUGUCAUACAAGGACAAAUACCUUUUUAAAUACGUGGAUUGUGUGGUUGAAAGUGGGUAUUACAUUGGAGUUAUAAAAUAUGCCUUUUGUCACAGUUGUUUUGUUUUAAAAUGGCAGAAAAUAAUUCCAGAAUGCUCAAUGGUAAAUUCUUGAAUCCAAGACCACCCCUUUAUACAUCCACUCUCAUCACUCAGACAUACACUUACCAACUUAUAUAUGUCUAUGCUUACACAUACCCCGUAGGCUUUCAACAUCAGCAAAUGGUGCUAAAACUAUGACGCAAAGAUACACAACAGUUGCCUUUUACUUUCAUUACUGUUUUAUUUGUUUAAUCUAGCAUCCUUUUUAUGUAGUUAAAUCCAUGUCUUUGAUCAUUCUAUGUUUUAUAAUCCAUUGCAUUUAUAGUCAAAUAUCUUCUUAUAUUUAAGUGAAUUUUGAAAUUGCUGCUAUUUGAACAAACUGUGCCACGAUGGCUUGAUAAUUUGGUUGAGAUUAUAGUUUGCACCAAUUAUGUGUUAAGGUUACAAUUGAUUUUCACAGUUGAGAGAGGGGGACCUAAUCCAGGCCCCAGGAAUAAAAAGGUGGGGGCUCCAACAAAUUAGUGAUUUCAUUUGGUUUCAUGCUUUGUUACCUUGGGAUCA